Molecule: messenger RNA, 1977 nt
Organism: Hypanus sabinus (Atlantic stingray)
Lineage: Eukaryota; Metazoa; Chordata; Chondrichthyes; Myliobatiformes; Dasyatidae
Gene: kifbp
Product: kinesin family binding protein
Exons: 7
Coding region: 52-1881 (609 amino acids)
Molecular function (GO): protein binding
Source: RefSeq, a predicted model, not a curated record
GUAGUAAUUAAUCUCUACCACUAGGGGCAAUGGCGCGCCACUGUGGAGAAGAUGGCGGUGCAAGAAGGCGGGCCGGAGCUGCGGCUGAAGUACUCGCGGGCACUAAACCUGUCGGAGGUGGAGUCCAAGCAGGACCCGGAAUCCGAGCCUUACCGCUCCAAGUACGCGGCCCGCGAACUGCUGAAGGAACUGAAGGCUGCGGUGGGGCACAGGGCACAGGCCGGGGAAUCGGAGGAUGAGCGUGCCGAAGAGAGGCGCCUGCAGGACGGGCAGUGGCUGCAGAAGCUCGGGGUGCUGGAACUGCAGCUCGGCCUCAACCAUGCUGAGACGGAGGAGCUGUCGGCCGGGGAGGAACACCUAGCCAAAUGCGUGCGUGUCCUGGAGGCCUUCAAGUUGAGCCCCGAGGUCGUGUCCGUGUUCAUUCAGGCUGAGAAUCAGUUGGGCAUCUUAUGGGCUGGACUGGAAGAAAUGGAAAAAGCCAAGAGCUAUCUAGAAGAUGCUGAAGCACUUUACAAUCAGUAUAUCAAGGAGAUUGGUACUCCACCGUGGGACACACAUGAGCAUUUCCUGGGAGAAGAGGACAGGCUGAGUGAGCAGGAGAGACAGAAAAGGUUUGAGAAGGUUUAUACUCAUACCCUGUACUAUCUGGCACAAGUCUAUAAACACUUGGAUAUGAAUGAAAAGGCUGCCAGAUACUGUCACACUACCCUUCAACGCCAACUGCAGUUCAACCAUUAUAACCCUGUGGAGUGGGCUAUCAAUGCUGCCACCUUGUCACAAUAUUACAUCACCAAGCAGCGUUACAUGGAAGGUCGCCUGUGCCUUGCUGCUUCCAAUGUGAUCUUUAACCAAGCGGGAGCAGUGUCCUCGGAAUCUCCAGCAGAGGAAAGCGAAGAAGAGAGGGACCGUCGGGAUCAGCUCCAACAGAAGAAGGCAGAAAUAGCACGAUGUUGGAUAAAAUAUUGUCUCAACCUGUUGCAAGAUUCACGCAAACUGCUUGAGAAUGAUAUUGGUGAAUUGGAUUGGGAUCGGCAGGAAGAGCUGAAGACCAAAUUGAAAAAAGAAGAGGAGGAGAAAGAGCAGGGGAGGAAAAGUGCUGUGCUGUUUGGGUCCAGUGAUACAUUUGACCUGAUCCAGUCUGUUGAGGAGAAGGUGAGCUGCAUUUACCCUGUAGACUUCAUGAAAGCCCGAGAGGUAUUUUUGGUUGGCCAGAGCUAUGUGCAUGAAGCCAAGGAGUUUUUCCAGUUGGACGAUCAUGUAACUGACCAUAUUGAAGUGGUUCAGGAUCACAGUGCAUUAUUCAAAGCCUUGGCAUUCUUUGAAGAGGAUUUGGAGAGGCGUUGCAAGAUGCAUAAACGACGUAUAGAUAUGCUGAACGCUGUCUACACAGAGUUAAACCCUCAGUAUUACCUCUUGGUCUGCAGGCAACUUCAGUUUGAGAUGGGGGAUACGUACUAUGAAAUGAUGGAGCUAAAGGUCUCCAUUGCCAACCGAUUAGAUGAGCUGGAUAGUCAUAAUAUAAAGAAAAUCAAUCACCUGGCUCAAUCAGCCAUUUCCUACUACAGCCUCUUCCUGGACUCCCUGAAGAACUUGGAGAAGAAGUUUCCAGAGCAACUGGAAUCUGAUGUUUUACGGCCAGCAUUGGUGGCAAAGUUUCGUAUUGGAUGGUUAUACAGUAAAAUGAUCACGUCUGAUCCAAAGUUGCAGCUGGAGAACAUGCAGCGGUCAGUGGACUGUUACCGCUUUGUGGUUGAUUAUUGUAAUUGUCACGCUGAUGCUGCCAAAGCCAUGGAGCCUGAGCUGGAGCUUUGUGUUGAGAUGGCCACCCUAUUGCCAGCAAGAAUGGAGAAACUAAGGUCUAAAUUAGCACCAUUCACCUAAAAGUGUUGGCUGUGUCCUGGUCUGGUGACAUGCUUCAUUGCAUCGUUGGUUCAUGCUACAUACUUUCUUGUGCAAUAAACAUACCCUAUGGAGUCA